Malassezia pachydermatis is the source of this 1104-nucleotide messenger RNA. Its product is annotated as mitogen-activated protein kinase. Lineage: Eukaryota; Fungi; Basidiomycota; Malasseziomycetes; Malasseziales; Malasseziaceae. The record is from RefSeq and is a predicted model, not a curated record. The coding region runs from base 1 to 1104 and encodes 367 amino acids. The transcript has 3 exons. Gene Ontology annotation, biological process: osmosensory signaling pathway; stress-activated MAPK cascade; protein phosphorylation. Gene Ontology annotation, cellular component: nucleus; cytoplasm. Gene Ontology annotation, molecular function: ATP binding; MAP kinase activity.
AUGGCCGACUUUGUGAAGCUGUCCAUUUUUGGCACAGUAUUUGAAGUCACUACACGCUAUGAAAACUUGCAGCCUGUAGGUAUGGGCGCUUUCGGCUUGGUGUGCAGUGCGCAUGACAAGCUGACGGACACGUCGGUAGCCAUCAAGAAGGUCAUGAAGCCCUUCAGUACGCCUGUCCUGGCCAAGCGCACGUACCGUGAAUUGAAGCUGCUGAAGCAUAUUCGCCACGAAAACAUUAUCAGCCUGAGCGACAUUUUCAUUUCGCCGCUGGAAGACUUGUACUUUGUCACAGAGCUGCUCGGUACCGACUUGCACCGCUUACUUACGAGUCGUCCGCUGGAGAAGCAGUUCGUGCAGUACUUCCUGUACCAGAUCCUGCGUGGUCUCAAGUACGUCCACUCGGCGGGCGUCGUGCAUCGCGAUUUGAAGCCCAGCAACAUUCUGAUCAACGAGAACUGCGACUUGAAGAUUUGUGACUUUGGUCUGGCGCGUGUACAGGACCCCCAAAUGACCGGCUACGUCUCGACACGCUACUACCGAGCGCCGGAGAUCAUGCUGACAUGGCAGAAAUACGAUGUGGCCGUAGAUGUGUGGAGUGCCGGCUGCAUCUUCUCAGAAAUGCUCGAGGGCAAGCCGUUGUUCCCCGGCAAGGACCAUGUCAACCAGUUCUCGAUCAUCACGGAGCUGCUUGGCACGCCGCCAGAUGAAGUGAUUCAGACUAUCUGCAGUGAAAACACCCUGCGGUUCGUGCAGUCUCUGCCGAAACGUGAACGCAUUCCUUUCCGUGAACGAUUCCCUAAUACUGAUCCUGAAGCCUUGGAUCUGCUUGACAAAAUGCUUGUCUUUGAUGUCAACACGCGCAUUACGGCUGGCGAUGCGCUUUCGCACCCGUACCUUGCACCAUACCACAACCCGGACGACGAGCCGGUGGCGGAAGAGACGUUCGACUGGAGCUUUAACGACCAGGACCUCCCGAUCGAUACGUGGAAGGUAAUGAUGUACUCGGAAAUCCUUGACUUCCACAACAUCGACGGCGCGAACCCCGAGGACCAGGCUGCAGCCGGCGACGCUGUGCCGCCCGUGGCCGAGUACACGAUGGCCUAA